CACGUGAUAGCCCGCCCUCUCUUUUCAAACGCCAUGUUUUCUGCGCACCUCCAUCGCGACCAAUUGGCAGCAACACUAACGCACAGGUGCAACUGAGAUCAUGAGUGAAAAAAUGGAAGCUUUCAAGCCAGAGGAUGUUUCUUUGGAUGAAAAUUCAGUCAUAGAAGAAGAGGAGGAGAAGAAGAAGAAGAGAAAGAAGAAGAGUCCAUCUGAUGAUACAGAGCAGGAUGAAUCAGAAAGCCCUAAACCUAAAAGCAGGUCUAAACCCAAAUUGUUCGAACCUGAAAUUCUUGAAGGAAAACGGGAGAAAAAAAUCAUCCAGAGACUUGAUUUGAUGAGUAAACCGAAGGAAAAGCCAAAGAUUGAGAGCACAGGAAGCGGUGCCAAACUGGGAGACAUUGCACGGAUUAAUCACUCCAUCGGAAAGCUUAAAGCGCCUCUGCUCAAGCCUCUGCAUAAGAUUGUAUAUGAUCGCCCGGGAACUGCGUCAACACUGCGUAAAAAUCUUCGGCUGUUUAAUGGAUUUCCUUUUGGAGAGGACAAUGACCUUUACAGCAAGAAAAUGGAGAAGGUGAAAAGGCUUCACAAGGAACAACUCAGAACCAUUUGUCAGACUCUUGAUCUGGAGAGGUCUGGAACACAAAUUGUUCUUUCAGAGAGGAUCAUGAAAUUUCUUGCACGUCCAACCAACUCAGGAAAGCCUGUCCUAAAGAAGAAAAAGAAGAUGACCAAGGAUGCCAAAAGAGAAAAGUCUUCAUCCAAAAGUAAAAGGACACAGAAAAAAGUAGAAAGCGGGAAGUCCAAACCCAUUGUCACUGAUUCCAGUAGUGAUGAUGAUGAUGAUGAUGAUGAAGAGGGUAAAGAGAACAGUAAGGACACUGUGAAGUCCGCAACAGCAAAUCAAGAAAAUAAAGACAGUGGUGAUAAAUCUUCUGAUAAAGAGGAAGAUGAUGAUGAUGAUGCUCUUGAAGAUGACAGCAAGGAGGAAGAAAAUUCUCCUCCUCCUCAGAAGAAAUCUUUAACCACAAAGUCUACAAAGAAAUCUGAAAAGUCAGAACAGACUGCAUCAGAUGAAAGUGACCAAGACGUUCAUGAAAACAAAAAUGCAAAAAAGACAAAAAAGAAACCUGCAGCAAACAGGAAAGCUCCAGCAAAGCCUGUCCCAAAAACCAAGAAAGCUGACAGCAGCAGCAACCGAGGGAAAAAGAAAGCAAGCAAGAGCAAGGAUGAAAGUGAAAGCUCUGAUGAUGAUCAGCCACUGAUCAAGAUGGUUAAAAAACCACCAACUGAAGAACAGUUAAAGGAGGCAAUCAAGGAUCUCUUGAAAGAUGCCAAAUUGGAGGAAGUUACGAUGAAGCAGAUUACCCGAAAAGUUUAUGGCAAGUAUCCUGACUUUGAUCUGACCAGCAGAAAGGAAUUCAUCCGGGAGACAGUUAAAGGUUUGAUAUCCUGAAGUGAAGAAAAUGCCUUAUUUAAAAGGACAGCGAGGAUGAAGAUUGUGUAGAAAACUCGAUUUUCAUUACACUGUUCAUUAUUGUGUAGUUUUUAUUUUUAUUUUAUAUAAGGUUUCUCAACUUUCCAGCAAAUUCUGCUUUUUUGUAUUUUAAAAAAAGUAUUUUUUAAAGUUUACAUUUUCACGUUUGACAAUGAAUGAUGUGGGUGGUUUUGGUUGUUGAAACAUGCCACAUUUUUAAAGUGACCCUUUUCGUCCUUAUUUUUAAUGGCACAUAGCCAUACAUAGUCACUAUAUUGCAUUUUGACAGUCACAUUUGAAUGUCUUGGCUGUGUCAGUAAGUCCACAAGUUGCCAUGGCCUGCAGCUGCAUUACCGUUGGCAUGUUGCCAUGAUACUGUAUGCAAUACUUAGGAAGAUUUCAUUGUUCGGUUGGUCUCACCUGUUAUUAGUGCUGAGUUUCAUUUCUUAGGUCCUAAAUGCUGAAUGCAAA
Sinocyclocheilus grahami is the source of this 1945-nucleotide messenger RNA. RefSeq names its product protein DEK-like. The record is from RefSeq and is a predicted model, not a curated record. Gene Ontology annotation, molecular function: DNA binding; histone binding. The transcript is spliced from 11 exons. NCBI's taxonomy places the organism in Eukaryota, Metazoa, Chordata, Actinopteri, Cypriniformes, Cyprinidae. Gene Ontology annotation, cellular component: nucleus. Bases 101 to 1453 code for a protein of 450 amino acids. Gene Ontology annotation, biological process: regulation of double-strand break repair; chromatin organization.